Tyto alba (common barn owl) is the source of this 11750-nucleotide messenger RNA. RefSeq names its product proline rich coiled-coil 2B (gene PRRC2B). The record is from RefSeq and is a predicted model, not a curated record. Bases 256 to 7002 code for a protein of 2248 amino acids. The transcript has 32 exons. Lineage: Eukaryota; Metazoa; Chordata; Aves; Strigiformes; Tytonidae. Gene Ontology annotation, biological process: cell differentiation.
GAGGGGGAGGAGGAGGAGGGAGCGGCAGCGAGAGCCCGUAUCGCCCCGCAGCCCGCCGCCGCCGCGCCAUCCGCCGCCAUCCGCCGCGCCCCGCGCCCAUCGCCCCUCCGCACCCGGCUCCCCAGGCACUCCCGGCUCCCCGCCACCACCACAGGUGGGUAUCGGGGGCCGGCGGCGGCGGCGGCCGUGGAUAUUUGGGGCGGCAGAUCGGGAGCGGCGCAGAGAAAUUUCCUUACUAGAUGACAUUUCAUCGCAAUGUCCGAUCGUUUGGGGCAAAUAACCAAGGGAAAGGAUGGGAAAAGCAAGUACUCGACUCUCAGCCUGUUUGAUAAGUAUAAAGGAAAGUCAAUAGAAGCUAUCAGAACUACAGUUAUUCCUAGACAUGGCUUACAGAGUCUUGGGAAAGUUGCUGCUGCCCGGCGCAUGCCACCUCCUGCAAACUUGCCUAGCUUGAAGUCUGAGAACAAAGGAAACGACCCCAACAUCAUUAUAGUACCCAAGGACGGUACAGGAUGGGCAAACAAGCAGGAUCAGUCAGACCAAAAGAGUUCCAGUGCGACGGCUGCACAGCUGCAGGAGUCGCUGCCGCAGCAGGGUUUGCAGAAAUCUGUCUCCAAUUUACAGAAGCCGACACAGUCAAUCAGUCAGGAGAGUACAAAUUCAGUGCCAGGUGGACCAAAGUCAUGGGCACAGCUGAAUGGAAAGCCAGCAGGACAAGAAGGUGGUUCAAGGGCCUCAAGCCGACUGUUAUCCUUCUCUCCCGAGGAAUUUCCGACGCUGAAAGCAGCUGGCGAGCAGGACAAGGUUGGCAAAGAAAAGGGCGCCUUAGAUCCGUCGUAUGGGCCAGGACCAAGCCUCCGCCCCCAGAAUGUCACCAGUUGGAGGGAGGGCGGUGGGAGGAACAUAACCUCUGCCACAUCUCUGGCCGCCUCCCCUGCUGAGCUGGGCAGCAAGACCUCUAGCACCGGAGACGGAGCCCCCUCCUCAGUGAGUGCCAGCGAUCCGAAGGAGCCGUCUCUCCGCCCAGCUCAGCCUGUCCGCAAAGGGGCUUCGCAGUUCAUGGGAAAUGUCUACCAACCACCUACAUACCAUGACAUGCUACCUGCUUUUAUGUGUCCACAACAGCCAUCUGAGACCCCUGCAUCGCUGGACCGAGGGUCUUUCCCCCUUCCUCAGCUUCGCCUUGAGCCCCGGGUACCUUUCAGACAAUACCAGAUGAAUGACCAGGAUGGAAAAGAGAACAGGCUCAGCCUGUCUCGCCCAACACGUCCAGUUCGGCAGCAAGUAGAGCGAGCACCUCGGCCGACCAUUAUCAAUGCAGAGAACCUAAAGGGGCUGGAUGAACUAGACACUGAUGCGGAUGAUGGAUGGGCAGGCAUUCAUGAUGAAGUGGAUUACUCUGAGAAACUAAAGUUUAGUGAAGAUGAGGAAGAGGAAGAAACUCUUAAAGAUGGACGACAGAAGUGGAACAGCUGGGAUCCCAGAAGGCAGAGACAGUUGUCCCUGAGCUCUGCAGACAGUGCAGAUGUCAAACACACCUUGGAGGAAGGAAAGAAUUGGAGCGACUCAGUUGGCUUGUCCCGGUCAGUCCGGAAAGUGCAGGAUUCACAGCAGCCUCCAAGGAAGUUGAAUGGCUGGAGCUCUGCAUCUGAAUACCAGAAGCCCACACUGGGAAGUAUUCUCAGACAGCAGUCCCUUGAGGAUAAAGAAGAAAAAGUGCCACUGAGACAGAAGUUUGUGCACUCUGAGAUCUCUGAGGCUGUCGAGAGAGCCAGGAGGCGACGGGAGGAGGAGGAGCGACGAGCCAGGGAGGAGCGUCUGGCAGCCUGCGCUGCAAAAUUGAAGCAACUUGAUCAGAAAUGCAAACUGGCUCAGAAGAGUGGGGAGACCCAGAAACACACAGAGAAUGAAGACCUGCGAGCCCCAAGCACAGAGAAAAAUGCUGUGCAAGAGAAUGGUCAUGCUUUCCGUAGAGCAACCCCUGAGUUUCACACACAGGAUGUCUCUGUUGGCUAUCUGGAAGAGGAGACUCCUGCCCCAGCAGCAGCAGCAGCCCGAAGCAGCAGUGAGGAGGAGCUCAGAGAAGCUCCCUCCCCAGCACAGGAAUUCAGCAAAUACCAGAAGUCUCUUCCCCCACGAUUCCAGAGGCAGCAGCAGCAACAGCAGCAGGAGCAGCUGUACAAGAUGCAGCACUGGCAGCAGCAGCAGGUCUAUCCUCCCCCAUCCCAUUCCCAUCCCCAACGGACAUUCUACCCACCACACCCCCAGAUGCUUGGCUUUGAUCCUCGCUGGAUGAUGAUGCCCUCUUAUAUGGACCCUCGCAUGGCCCAGAGUCGCACCCCUGUGGAUUUCUACCCUUCAUCCCUUCACCCUUCAGGAAUUAUGAAGCCCAUGAUUCAGCAGGACUCCAUCGGUGGGAGCAGCUGCCGGUCUGAAGAUCAGAACUGUCAGGCGGGGCAAGUGGAAAGGAAAACUGCGCCCUUGGACCCUGUGCCAGUGUGGGGCCAGGAGAGCUACACAUCUCUGCAGAGCAAAGGGUACUCCCUGUCACAUCAAAAACAGUCUGACAACAUGACCCUGGAGGGGCUGCAUGCCAGGAAUGACAGUUACUCUGCUUCUCCUGGAAGGCCAGAGAGUCUGAGCACCCAACGAGAUCUCUUUGAGGAGAGAAGGGAGGAGUACUUGAAUGCUUUUGACAAGAAGGCCCAAGCAGACUUUGACAGCUGCCUGUCAUCUCAGAGGAUAGGCCAAGAUCUCUUGUUUCAGCAUCAGGAGACUGUGCAGGAGACCUGUUCUGCUGGCAACCGCCAUGCAAACUUGAGGUGUUCGCCCCUGGAGCCUGAUUUUAUCCAAGCAGAGAAGAAGCCUGAGUAUAAUGGCUGGGAUAUCAGCCACCAUCAGAAACCUGGAGAGACUGCAGCAGAAGCUGCUGAAGAAGUGCCCAGGGAUGAGCAGGCAUUCAGUGCUGAUCCAUGGAAGAAAGAUGGAGCUAAUACCAAACAGCCCACUGAAGAGACGACAGAGUGGGCUCCUGAGAACCGGAACACCAGUGGCCAGCACCAGGAGCAAAUGGGGAGGACGCGACGAUCAGGCCCGAUUAAAAAACCAGUCCUGAAAGCUCUCAAGGUGGAAGAGAAGGAGAAGGAAAUGGAGAAGGUUAAACUGGAGGGAGAGGACACCUCACGUCCACUGAAGGAGAAGGUGGCUGUUCAGAAAGUAGAAAAUGAGUCCGAUGAUUCUGCAGCCUUACUGAACUCCACACGUUACCUGUUGGAUGACAAAGGUUCUUCCCAAGCCAGCCUUGCCCGAGAAGCUGAGAAAUCCCAAGAGGAGGAAGAAGAAGAAGAGGAGGAAGAGAAGCCAGAAAGAACCUGGGAGAGCAAACUAUCCAGAGAGUCCGGUGAUCUCCCUCCCACAAAAAGAAACAACUGGAUCUUCAUUGAUGAGGAACAAGCCUUUGGUGGGAGAGGUCAAGGGCGUGGGCGAGGGAGAGGUUUCAGAGAGUUCACUUUCAGAGGCCGAGGUACUGUUGUGGGCAGCCGGGGCGUCUAUAACAACCAGCGGAGCAGCCGAGGGCGAGGACUUCGGGAGUUCAGCCAGCCAGAGGACUUCCCCAGAGGCAAGCCAAGGCGCCGGAUUGCAAGCGAGACGCACAGUGAAGGGUCAGAAUACGAGGAGCUCCCCAAGCGUCGUCGGCAGAGGGGCUUGGAAAACAGCAAUGAAGGCUCUGUGCUGGACAGGGAGGACAGUGAUUUGAAAAAGGGAGACUUCAAAGAGUCUUGGAGGUCCAACAAAAUCUAUUCAGAUGAUCACAGUAGUUUGGAUCCUAAGAUGAGAGCUCCGAGAGCUUUUGGGAGAUCACUGCCGCCAAGACUGAGUAACUCUGGCUAUGGGCGAAGGGGUUUCAUGGGUAAGGAGCCUACCCAGUGGCAAGGCAGGAGUGGGGGAGCUGGGUGGCAGGAGUACAGCCACACCUCUCCAUCGGACAGUUUUGGGAGCAGGCAGCAGUCUGACAGGGACUACAUUCAGGAUUCUUAUAAACAUGUGGAUUCCUUCUCCAGCCGAGUUUUUGAUGAGAGUCAUCUGGAUGACAAAAGGCACUUUUUCCAGGAGGAUUACUCAGCGGAUCAGGAGAACAUUGAGAACAGGCCAUUCAGGAGGCGGCGUCCCCCCCGCCAAGACAAGCCCCCUCGAUUCAGGCGCCUCAGGCAAGAGAGGGAGUCAGUCGGCCAGUGGAACGCUGAGGAGGGAGGCCCCAACCUGCUGCCCAGCCAGUGGCCUGGAAGACCCAAGCUGAGCACUGCAGAGAAGAGCAGCAUCUCGGGCAGACGGUCUCCUGAGCUGUCUUACCAGAACUCAUCGGACCAUGCCAACGAGGAGUGGGAGACAGCAUCUGAAAGCAGUGACUUCAGUGAGCGGCGGGAGAGGCGAGAUGGAGUUUCAGAGAGCGAAGGCCAGCUGGAGGGUGGCCUCGGGAGUGGGAGCUUGGGAGAGAAGAGGGAGCUAGCAAAGAGGAGCUUCUCAAGCCAAAGGCCUCUUGUUGACAGGCAGAGCCGCAAGGCCGAGCCAGCAGGGUUUGUGGAGCAGUCUGUCAGGACUGGUGUAGGAACAUCUUCCAGAUACGAGAGCCAGCAGAAUGGGACACUAAUAAAAAGCAAAAGGUCUCCAGAAGAAGGAGCGGGCCUUGGCAACACCAGUGGUGGGAGCAGCCACUCCAUUUACAGCUUGGAUAGGGCCUCCCACGCAAACUCAGAGAGUGCUGAGGGGCCAGGUAAAAAGCCAGAGAAGGAGUCCAAAUCCACUGCACAAAGAGCAAGUGAGAAGGGAGAGGCCUUGUCACAGUUUGAACUAAGUUAUGGAAGUACCAUCAUUGAUAAUCGGGUGUCGAACACAGCAGAAGAGAAUGAAGUAGGUUCUAUGGCAGGUGAAGGCUUCAUUGAGGUUCUUACUAAAAAGCAGCGUCGUUUGCUGGAAGAGGAGCGAAGGAAGAAGGAACAGGCUGCUCAGGCACCAGCUAAGGCCCGCGUCCUUCAGUCUCGCAUUCCUCCUCGAUUUGCCAAGAAGCAAAACAGCUUGUGCUUGGAGCAAAGUGAUGUAACAGUUUCUGGAAACAGCCUGGGCACAGAGAUCUGGGAGAGCAACAGCCCAGCUCUUUCUGUUCAGUCUCCUGGCAGUGAUUCCUGGAGCAAGCCUGUAAAUACCUUUAAUGGUACUGAAUCUAGCACCACUGAGCAGGGUUUUAAAGGCAGCCAGGGGGAUAGUGGCAUUGACUUGAGCGCGGAGUCUCGGGAAUCCUCCGCUACCUCCUCUCAGCGCAGUUCUCCAUAUGGCACCCUCAAACCAGAGGAGAUGAAUGGGGCUGGCCUGGUGGACCCAAAGCCUGACUGCCAGAAGGAGCAAGUGCAGAAGCAAUCUGAUAAAAAGGAUUCAGAUCAAGGCUCAGGACAGAACAAGGAACACAAGCCUGGACCAAUCGGCAACGAACGCUCCCUGAAAAACAGAAAGGGUUCGGAGGGAACGGAACGGCUGGAAGGGAAUAUUCCCCCUGUUAAUGGGGUGGAAAUUCACGUGGAUUCUGUACUUCCUGUGCCACCCAUUGAAUUUGGAGUAAAUCCUAAAGACUCUGAUUUCAGCUUGCCACCUGGUUCUGCCUCUGGCACCGCAGCUAACCCUGUCACCAAAUUGCAGGAUGCUUUGGCCAGUAAUGCAGGGUUAACGCAGUCCAUUCCCAUUCUGCGAAGAGAUCAUCACCUCCAGCGGUGCAUUGGUCUGAACCCAAUGUCCUUCCCCACUGCAGACCUUACUCUUAAGAUGGAGUCUGCUCGUAAAGCUUGGGAAAACUCUCCUAGUUUACCAGAACAGAACUCCCCGGGAGGCGCAGGUUCAGGCAUCCAGCCUCCUUCCAGUGUUGGAGCUUCCAACGGUGUCAGCUACAGCUCUUUUGGUGGAGUUUCUAUGCCUCCUAUGCCUGUGGCGUCCGUAGCACCUUCUGCAUCUAUUCCAGGUAACCAUAUUCCACCGCUGUAUCUGGAUGGCCAUGUGUUUGCAAGUCAGCCCCGCCUGGUCCCUCAGACGAUACCUCAGCAGCAAAGCUACCAACAGGCUGCUGCUGCUCAACAGAUUCCCAUUUCCCUCCACACAUCCUUACAGGCUCAAGCUCAGCUUGGGCUGAGAGGUGGUCUGCCUGUUUCCCAGUCCCAGGAGAUGUACAGCUCCAUACAGCCCUUCAGGUCUCAGGUGUAUAUGCACCCCAGUCUGUCUCAGCCCAGCACCAUGGUCCUGACAGGAGGCACUGCUCUGAAGCCUCCAUAUUCCGCGUUCCCAGGCAUGCAGCCCUUGGAGGUGGUGAAAACCCAGUCUGGGUCCCCCUAUCAGCCCAUGAAUGGAAGCCAGACACUGGUCUAUGAAGGCCAGAUAAACCAGGCGGCUGGUAUGGGAGCCUCCCAGAUGAUGGACUCUCAGCUUACGCAGCUAACAAUGCCUGUGCCUGGCUCCCAGCUUCCUCUGCCCCGCUAUGGCUCUGGCCAGCAGCCCCUGAUUCUACCACAGUCCAUCCAGCUUCCUCAGGGGCAAAACCUGCCUGUAGGAGCUCCCAGAAGAAUCCUCCCUCCUGGAUCCCAGCCUUCCGUUCUUGCUACCAGCAGGGAGUCCUCCCAGAUGGAAAUGAAAGGGUUUCAUUUCCCCGAUGGUAAACAGAAUAUGUCCUCUGGAGGGUCUGUACCAUCACCACAUACAUACAGAAUUUACUCCAUGAAUGUUGUCGACUCUUCGAUUUCCAGGCCUAGCUCUGCCAGCCCAAGCGGGAAGCCGUCUGGACCAGCAGUUAGUAUGGGCUCUGUGCAAGGACACUAUGUACAACAGGCAAAGCAGCGGGUGGAUGAAAAUAAAGCCAAUCUGGGAGCAGUAAAGCUGCAAGAAACAACCUCCACAAACCAGAUGAAGCCAGUGCGCACAGGAGCGAUCAAACCUCAGGCAGUCAAAGUGGAGGAAAGCAAGGCCUAGGAGCACCUCUGAUGCCCAGCUGGUCGUGCUGCCUGAGAGGCCCUGCAGCUUAGACUGGACCCCACUGGAUCUCCUGAAAAUCUCACCAGAUCUACUCCCUGCCCCACAUUGACUGACUACAGCAACAUCAUCCAAGCCCCUCUCCCAACAAAGCAGUUUGAAACAGUGGAUAUGACAUUGACCUGCUUGCUUUAAAACAAACCAACCAUGUGACUUUUAAGUGGCUUGAGCCAUUUAUUUUUAUUUUUUUUUCCCCGCCCCCCCAUGCCCCAUCCACAGGUAGCUGUGAUUGCUCACUUGGCAAAGCCCAUCCUUCUCCUUCCCUACUUCUGUCUCAGCAGAGUGGCAACUGAGGGAGAGGGCUUAGUUUGAGGUUUUUCAUUUUAAAGGCAGCUGAGGUUUUUACAGAAAAGCUAUAUCUUUGUUUAUAGCAGAACUUUUAUAUGUUCUCUCAUUUUUCCCCCGCUUCUUUCUGCUUUCCUCUUUCCCUCCAGAAAAGAAUUCCCUUCAGCUAAAAUUAUGUUCUGACAGAACUCUGCUUAGUUUUAUAUAUGGUUCUGUGCUAUGUUGAGAAUCAUGACUCUUCUAAAUUGAGUUUGUUUGGGUAUAUAUUCCCCAGAUGAUUUAGCCUUUCAGAUUAUUUGAUUAAAAAAAACCCAGGACGGUUAUGGCAUUCAUUAAUUUUUCAGUAUUUUUGUUUUAAGCUAGAAGCAGUGCUUGCGUUAGAAGUAAAUGUGUACUAAAAGUAUAUGGUAGAUCAGUGCAUUAAUCUUGAAACUUGCACCACUUUAAUUGUAGCUUUGGGGUGCCUUGUGCACAACAAAAUGUGGCAUUUUCGUUUUAAGGAAAAAAACACCAAAUUUCUGUUGCAAGCUCAUCUGGAUCUAGUUGUUUUGAUUUUUUUGUGGGUUUGGGAUUUUUUAGUGACUGCCAAACACACAACAAAAUGUAAAUCAUAGAUUUACAAAGUGUAAAAUCUGUUUAGAAAAAAAUCUCACCGCACAUGGGUCAGAAGAGUUGGCUAGAGCCAACGGGUCUGUAUGGACUACUUUUUGUAGUUGUGAUGCUCUCUCUUACGCUCCCUACCUUGGCCACUCUACUUCUUCAUGUCUCCCGAGACUUGUUCUAUAUUGUGUUCAUCCCUUGGGGCUGCUCUCCUAAGCUUUGCUCUUCUCUUUUUCCCUAGUUCUUGCUUUCUGUUCCUCUAACUCAUGGCCUUUUGUAAAAUUUGCAUAGAAACACAUCGGUAAGGGAGCCCCUCUGCAAGGCAGCCAUUUUAGCACACCUGGAACCUCCUUUUUUACGUUGGAAGCGCAUGGUUGCAGAGGCAGUUUGGAAUCGUCCUUUUACUUUCCUUCCCCAGAUGAAUAGCAAAGGGUUCUUUACUUUUGAUGCAGUUGCAUAUAGUAUGUAUGCAGUAUUGUCACCUCAUACUUUCUCACCAGUAUUUGAUGAUCCAUCAAAGGAAGGUCCCAGUGGGAGGGGGUUGGGUUUUAGUUCUUUGGUUGUUUGGUUUUGGUUUAUGUGUGUGCGUGCGUGUGUGUGUGCGUGUGUAUGUAGAUUUUUAGGAUGGACUUAAAAGCUCCUGAAAGUGCUUGGAGUCCUUCAGCUGAUGGUAGUCUUAAGUAAACUCAACUGCUUUCAGCUAACUUGGUUUGUGUUGUUUAGCUCUUUCAAAAUGUAAAGUAGGCUGGUCACUUUGAAGUGAGGGAAAGAAAACUUCAUUUCUGCAGUAGAUGAUAGCUUGCUAACUGGCUGUGCCAUCUGCCUCUGCUAGGUGGCAGCAAGUCAUUUGUUGGUGGUUCCAAAGAAGAUAAUUUUGAACAAAGAAUGUAUUUGGGAAGGGAUCUGAAAGGUGUUCUUGUUUCUUUGUUUGCUUUUUUCCCCCUUUCUAGGAAAGAUACUUCAUAACUUUCUAGGGAUGCAUUUGAAGUUUUAAGCUAGGUAUAAAUAAGAAUUUUAUACAGUAGCUUUAAAGAACUUAGAAACCUAAACUAACUUAGACAUAGUAAUGUCCCCUCUCCACAGGUGUCCCCAUUGACCAUGGCAGAGAACCCAAAGAGAAAGGGAUAGGAUGGUACUUUAAGAAAAAUAAAAGCUUUUUUUUUUUUCUUCAUGUUUUAUGGAUUUUUAACUUCAGAGCAGAGUGUGCCAGCAUCUCUCUAGCAUCCUUCUUAAAGUACAGGGUUUGAGAUUUAGCGACAGAUAUUUCCCCAGCCUUCAGACGUCUCCCAGACCUGCAUCCUCAUCUGCUAGUCCUGCUCCCAACAUUUUCCAAAGAUUGCUCCACCAGUGAGUCAUCCCACCUCCCUUUCUAUUUUCUUCCUUGGAAUAUCAUGAACAACAGAAUUGUCUGUUUUUUCCUUCCUUAUUAUCCUUCUGCCCAGCUGGCCCUAGCUAAUAUCAGCCCAGAAUCUUAACUGUAAUGUCUAAAGAGACUUAUCUGAGCCCCCCUCUUCUCAUCUCUUUCCUACCCUAGACACACUACUUAAGCUUUACAAAGACACUAACCUCUUUCCUCCCACCUGUAUGACUUCAAAAAUGGUCAAAUGUGUUGGAGAAACUGGGUUAUUGCUAGAUACAAGCUAUUGCAGUCCCUCUGGUGUAAAUGCCAUCAGAACUACAAUACUUCCUGUUGAAAAAGGUCACCCUUCUUUCUCUUUUAACCCCUCCAUUCCUUCCCCCAACAGAAUAAAACACUAGAAUUUAUUUAUACGUAUUUGAUGUUGUAGGUCUAGGUGAAAAAGUAAUUGUUUCACUGCUCUAUUUAUAUAUUAUGUCUGAAUUAUUCUGUGCAGGAAAGGCCAAGAAAUGCAUGUGAGCUUCAUUCCAUUCCUCACCUUUGUGUGACUGUCAGCUGCAGUAAGCAAGACUCUCUUUCACUUAAUGGAGUUUUGUGUGACGGAAAGCAGUUUUAGAGCCCAAAUUUCUAUGGUGCAAUAUCCUUCUCUGGCAUAUAUUUUUGUUUGUUUGUUUAAAGCUAGUACAAGGUUAGUGAAGUUUGUGGUGCUCUGGAAUCAAAAGGAAAGCCUAUGAUCCUCAAGAUGCAGAAAUGCCAAGGGUGCUGGUAUGCUGAUAGAAAUUCAGCUUGGGGAAGAGGAGAAUGGAGAUGUAUGGAAUGUCGAUAUGGUUUAUACGGGGAUACUCCUGCUUGCAAUCUCCACUGCUGAAGGAUUGGACCCUAAUGAUUUAUUCCGUUGCAGGUUGCUUUUGCUUUGACUGGAAAUCAGCUACCAAAUUGCAGGCCCCUUCUGCUAGGAAAGGUGCAGUGUGCAGUGGGAGGGAGAGGUGGAAUCCAUAUUUUCAGCAACAAUGGGUAAAGCAGAAAUAUUCAGAGGCUGACUUUGCUGCUUUUUGUUCAGCUGAAGGUCUGAGGCAUUUGUGUAAUCGGUUCUCUUAUACGCAAUGAUUCAUGGCCUAGCAGCUACAUUCAGUGCUGCUUUCCUCUCCAGUUUAGCCUGCUUUUAGCUCUCAAUUAAAAAAGAAAAAAAAAAAAUUGAAGUUAGGGAAGAAAAAAAGGAAGAGAAGGGAAAAAAAAAAAAAAGGCACUCCAGUAUAUUUUUAAAUGACAAGUGGAAGCAGCACAGUCACUAGUGAAACAGGUAUUGUUGUUGAUCUUCCAUAAUUCGCUCCUGGCUCUGCCAUGUGACAGCUGUACAGUCGUCAGUAACUCUGAAUGUGUUUGCAGCCCAUUGAACUCCCAUACGUGUUUGUGUUCAUGCAGAGGCACUCCAUUUAACAGUUUCCUUGCAAGAAUGCUGCAAAGCUACAAGCUGCCCUGUGGUUCCUGUGUAUUUAUGGAUAUAUAUUAGAAAAUGAGCCUAGCAUUUCUGCUAUGUCUCACCUUUUGGCAGGCUACUAUAUUCACUUUCAAGCAAGCACCACUGCAUGCCAAGAUCUUGUUCUGUUGCAUUUUGUUAACCUUCUGUUUUGCUUCUGGCUGGUUAAGCACAGGUUAAUUCCUUGUAGCGCAGGUUAUUUUUGGUGUACAGCAGCCCAGUUUCCUUGUAAGAAAGAUGCAUUUGUGAAUAAGAAUUAAUUUACAACAAACAGGCAUCAGGAUACUUAGUUGUGGCCCAGCGACAGAAAAGGUGUAUUUUGCUGAAGCAGUGGAACUGCUGCCUGAAGAGACAGCAGCAGUCCAACUACUAUUUUUUGUUGUUUAUUUUAAUCCAAAGACCACCAGAUUUUCCUAGUGGCCAUAGGAAAAAACCCUUGGGUUUAAUGGCUCAUCCUGGCUCCUCAAGAUGCCUGCAGCCACAACCUUGACCGUUCCCCGGGGAAUCACAGCAGCAGCAGUGAGGCGCUCACGUUUUAGCAUGUCUCGAGGCGUUGUCCUUAGCUGGAAUCCUUUCUCUGGUUCUGUAUAAAUUGCAUUUGUUGUUUCUCAAGGGGAUAUUGUACUCCUUUAAAGCUUCUAACCUCAUGACCUGUAUAGUAAAUUUUUUUUGGCCUUUCCUCUCUUUGUCUUUUCAUGUAGACCAGAUAUUUGAAAGGGCAGACGAUGGAUAAUUGUGUAACGUGCAACCUGUUUAUAUUUUUUGGAAACUUUUACUUGGACCGGAACUCGAAUCACGGAAUCACCAGGCCAGUUGCGGCAUACUCUUUAUUGCCCUUUUUCCUCGUUUCAGUACCUAUUGUUUCUCCUUUCAAAUAUGUGAUUGUAUUAGCUCUUUCCAUAUGAAAGAAUUCUCCUUAUUUAAAUAAAAAAAAAUUAAAAAAAUAAAGCAGAUUAUGCUUUUCUCAAA